AACAGACGGUCGAGAUGUACAACAAAUGGUAAUUUCUAGAUGUGCAGCGCUAAGUGAUGCUUCUUCCAGAAUCUAUACUCCCGCCAAAUGAUCGCCUUCUCUCAUAAAACGAGCAUUUAAAGGGCUUAAUUGCUCAAUAACCUGUUCAUACCGAUGCAAGCUAACAGUUCUGAGGGCAUGAGUUUGCGGCCGAGGAGAAAGCCCUUGGCCGAUCUCACAAACACUUCAUCUCUUCGAUUUUCUGCUGCGACCGAGUCUAGGAAACCUGAACCCAAACCCAAGGUAAGCCCAGAGUACUUCAGCUCCAAAUCUUCUGUCUCCAGUGCUGGAUCUAGCGACCCCAAGAACACUGGAGUUAGCGAAUCUCCCAAAUCAACUUUUGUAGCCAAGGGAACUUCCACGAUUUCGGUUUCAAGUGUUGCCAGCAGUAUAAAAUGUGAUUUUGUUAGAGGUAAAAACGGCGGAGGGUCUACCGUUAAAUUGCAAUAUGUUAGAAAGAAACAGAAAGAGCAAAAGGAUGUUUCAUUAGCAGCAGCAUCUAGCGCUCCUCCACUAGGAAGAACUCAAAGGUUUCGGAAAAAAUUACUGAUGAAGGUUGGCAUGAAUCAGAAUGAGGCAUAUUCAGAACCUUAUCAGAAAAAGAAAAAGAGGCAACGUUGCCUGGGAUCAGCUGGAAGCAGGCUUGUUGACAAAGAUAUUCCUCUUCAGGAUUUCAUUCAGAAACAGAGAGCCUAUUUUGCCGAAGUUGAUUCGUUUGAACUGCCCGAGGAGGUUGUUUCAGAAAGUGAAUUAGAAUAAUACCUUUACAAUUACAAUUUACGAGUAGAAUAAAUGCAAAAAAACCUAGUAUUAUGGCAGUCGAAUUAUCUUAUCUAAUCAGAGGUCAAAGUUGUAAAUUUCUAAUUUUGUCCUGCACUGAUAUGACGUAAUAGUUAUUGUAAAUGUGUUAAGGCUGUAAGCUCCUUGUCUUGAAAUGCAAAGUUCAGUGUUUUUAUCAA
Molecule: messenger RNA, 998 nt
Organism: Dendrobium catenatum
Lineage: Eukaryota; Viridiplantae; Streptophyta; Magnoliopsida; Asparagales; Orchidaceae
Exons: 4
Coding region: 154-798 (214 amino acids)
Source: RefSeq, a predicted model, not a curated record